Molecule: messenger RNA, 1347 nt
Organism: Cyclopterus lumpus (lumpfish)
Lineage: Eukaryota; Metazoa; Chordata; Actinopteri; Perciformes; Cyclopteridae
Exons: 6
Coding region: 197-808 (203 amino acids)
Source: RefSeq, a predicted model, not a curated record
UUUUCCGCCUGGUUGGAGUGACGGUUUAAAUAUUACAGCAACAGUGUCCAUGUAACGCACCGAGCGGCUGCGCAGUUCACCUCCUCCUCGUGAUGCGUUCACGUGUCAUCCCCCUUUUUGGGCCAAAGUGAAAGUGAAAGUGCUCCACCGACCACGAAGAGGCUGCAAUUCUUUCUCCGUCUGGCGUGAGACGGGAAUGGCCGAAGCCUUUUCAACGAACUACCGGUCAAUGACGGACAUGGAGCAGGCAGACAUGACCGUGCCGUGGGAGAAAUUCUUUGUCCACGUGGCAGGAAAAACCAACAAUGCUCAUCAAGACUUUGUUAAAAAACUCAGAGGCAUUGGCAAAAAUCAGGUGUCUUCUUUUGGAGAAGGUGACUUCCUCGUGGUUUUCUGUCCCGUCGUCUCUCGAGUUGGAACGGACAUCAACGUGGCCAUGAAGGGGAUUCCAGGUAGGUCUAUGUUGAAAAUCGACCCUGAACGCGUCGUAGCUCCGAGCAGGAGACAGGUGGACGACCCGAACGUCAGGCUCACUGUGGACUGUCUGUUCCACGAGGACAGACUCCUGACGUGUGACCUCAACCGUGAAGCGUGGGCCGAGGUCCAGAAGCUCCUUGGAUCUUCCCGUCCAGUGGUUCCUCACUGGAAACGAUUCCUCAGCAAAGGAGGAUUCUGGGUCAUUGCACUUGAUUUUGCGUGGAGCUGGUGGAGCUGGUGUAGAGAUCGGCUGGCCGGAUGGGGUGUAGCUGUUGGUGCCGGUGCAAUGGAGGGAGCUGGUGGUGACAAGGGCAGGAAGGAGAGGGUGUAGCUGGUGGAGGCAGGAGCAGGAUGGAGGGGGCGGAGCUAGUGGAAGGGGUGGAGCUAGUGGUGAUCUUUGUGACAGCCCACCUUGUUGAAGAGAACCAGAAGAAGAUCUGAGAGGGCUGCCGCUAACACGCAGGUUAAAAAUAAUAAUUGUUUCACAUUAAUAACAGAAAUAUGCUUUUAAUGUUAUUACUAUUGCAUAGUUGUGAAGGCUGAUUUAGACGAUUUUUGGUUGAAGCUUUUGAUCACGAAUAUUUCCGCUGAUAUAUCAAUACGGGGGGAAAUGAUGGAAGUAUAACAGAUGCACACAGUAAGUGUCCGGAUGAGAAAAAGAUGCAAGUAAAGAGCCAACAUAAAGAAAAGAACAUUGAAAUUCACCUCCAACUUAUAACAUAAAACUGCCAGACGUUGAAAAGUCUCCAAGUCGAUCCUAAAACAGUGACGUCAAUGCUCAAAUGUACAUUGAAAGGAAUUUUGGAUGCUGUGAUUGUUUUACGUCGCUCCUUCAUAAAGAAUAAAUAAAAAUGAAUCCAUCAAAGCGAU